AUGGUCGAUAGAGUAACAACAGCAGCGACGAUGGGAAAUGAUAAUGAUGAUUGGGAAGUGGCCGUCGAUACAGGUGAAUUCGAUAAACGACUUGAACAACAUGAAAAAGCUCGUGCAUCUAAUCAAUACUCAAUAGAAUAUGACAUAACAUUUGUACUGAUGUCACUGUUGGAGUUCGUGCCAUCUCCUGCACAACCCGCUACCACCGAUGAUGACAGUCAAAAUAACAUCAAUUUUAACUUAAUGAACUCGAAUAAACCAAUUCGAAUUCUUAAACGACCAACCAGUCAAUCUCAAUUAUCCACUACUAACAAUGAUGUGUCUAAUAGUUCGAUAGCAUCAAAAACUGCUAUUUCUUCGAACACCAACUCAACAACAAUGACAUUAUCGAAUAAUGAAAAUAAUACCAAUAACAGUAAUUCGUCUCCUUUUUACAAUAGUUCUUCGUCUACAACAGUGCCUGUUAUAUCGAUCAUUCCACGAAAUCAAACAAAGGAUUCAGCGAAUUCAGCGGAAUCUAUAACCUCACCUGUGUUUUCUUCGACUUCAUCAACUACACAAUCAACCAAACCUGUUAUUAAAACUUAUGAACAACGUGAACUCGAAUACAGAUUAGCCAGGCUCAGAAUUAUGGGUGAAGAAGAAAGUUCAGCAAAAGAUGAUGAUGAUAACGAUACACCAACUGCUGAACCUUCGGCUCUUUCUACAACAGAUGACAAUACUAAAACGACGUCCUCGUCAACAAUACGAUCAACAACUAAAAUGAGCGGAUUUUCUCAGUUACCAUUACAAUGUCAUUCAACACCUGGUAGCUACGCUUCAGAUUUAUACGCAGUUAAUAACGUGUCAUCGAAUACGGGAACAAUUCAUUUUACACCAAAUAAUAAUACUAAUAAUAAUAGUACUCCAAAUCUUGGUACAGGACCUUUUUCUUCACCUAACUUCCCUCAACAUUAUCAGAAUACAUUUACCGGUCCAUACUCUCAUCUACGGCCAACUCCAUCUGGAGUCGCACGUUAUCCUUUGCCAGUAACAACAACAAACACAUUGUAUAUGACAUCCACAGCACCGUUUAUGAGUGCACCACCGUCAUCUGCUUCUUCAUCAUAUCAUUAUCCAUUACCGUCACCGCUACCACAACAUCCAAAUAACUGGUACCAUCAUUAUCAACAUUCACAAGCGCCGUACGGUACUCAACAGUAUGGACAUCCGCAAUAA
Molecule: messenger RNA, 1218 nt
Organism: Adineta ricciae
Lineage: Eukaryota; Metazoa; Rotifera; Eurotatoria; Adinetida; Adinetidae
Source: the annotation of a GenBank genome assembly